Molecule: messenger RNA, 2279 nt
Organism: Botrytis deweyae
Lineage: Eukaryota; Fungi; Ascomycota; Leotiomycetes; Helotiales; Sclerotiniaceae
Exons: 3
Coding region: 283-1113 (276 amino acids)
Biological process (GO): TOR signaling
Cellular component (GO): cytosol
Source: RefSeq, a predicted model, not a curated record
GGAACUGGAACUGGAACUGGAACUCGAACUGGAACUCGAAGUGGAACCGGAAGUGGAAGUGGAAGUGGCACUUGAACUCGAAUCUAAGCUUUUACUGAACAGAGCUUGAAUUAGAGCUCUGCCUCUACCUUGUCUCGCAUUUCAUAUCCGCCAAAGACGCAAUCGAAAAGAGUCAUCUUGAACCUGAUCAGUGCUUGAAUCGAACUCAGACCAGAUCAAUCAUUCAUUAUCCCACACGUCGUUCAUAUCCAAUCUACAACUCACAAUCUACAAUCUACAAUCAUGGCAUUCAACGGUCCUAUCAAUGAGCCUUACCCAAUGCCCAGUGCGGCAGAUACCGCUACUGUGUCGCAUGUUCAGAAAGGCUUCAAAAUCAGUGCACGUAAACUCCCAAUCUCGAAAUCAGGUCCAAUAGAUCAGAUGUCAGAGAAGCUCGGCAUACCAGUUCCAGAGAUGAUCUUUGGUGAUAAUAUGGUUGCGAUCGAGCACGUAGCGAGUGGAUGGCGCAUGGAAUUUAAUGCAUACGAUGCUCUGGAUCGCGUGGACAAGACGGACAAAAAUAUGUUACAAGUAGCCUAUUCAAAAGAGUGGUCAAGUAGCAGGGAAAAAACCCAUGAAGGCAUCAAAGAAAUCGUUAAGCCUUUCGACUGGUCAUAUACAACAGAUUACAAAGGCACUAUCACCAACGGGAAAUUGUUUACGUUGGAUAACUCCGAUCCGAUACCUAUUGCCCUUCUUAAGCGUCAAGAUCCCAUUCUGUUUUUCGAAGAAGUUGUUUUAUAUGAGAGUGAGCUAGACGACAACGGAAUAUCUGUGUUUUCUUGCAAAUUGCGGGUUAUGCCUGACCGAAUGCUUCUCUUGUGCAGAUUGUUCAUGAGACUCGAUAAUGUUCUUGUUAGGAUCAGAGAUACUAGGAUCUAUGUCGAUUUCAACACAAGCAAGGUAAUUCGCGACUAUACCGAGAGAGAAGAUACAUUUGACACUGUCAAAAAAAAUCUUCUUUACUCUGGUAGACUCCCGGACGAUCUUACUAUAGCCAUGCGUGAUCCAAAUCAGAUUGCCCACCUAGUACCUGAAGCUACCCAUACGAUCGAGAAUCUGACGCUUCCUUAAGCUCUACCCCAAAUAUAGAUUCGCAUACUAUUUGAAAAUAAGAUAGAUAGAAUGAGGACCUCAGGUCGCAACUCAUUGGCGUCAUAGUGCAAAAGAUGAACUAACAUGAUACCAAAAUCACAAUGCUAUCUUGCUGGGGAAGACCGCAGCCUAUAAAAUCAUAGGUGUAACUCACAGUUGCCGUAAGUGGACAAAAUCGAAGGUUCUGGAAAUCGGAGACCAUCCAAGAAUCGCUGUCGAUGAUUUGGUCAUAACUUUUUGGAAACAGGCGUAUAACUAAUGAUUUCUGUUGCGUUAGAAGACUGGGCAUAAAGUUUCUAAGAAAAGGAUGUACAUCUCUCGGAGCUCAGAAUAGUCAAUUGCACAAGGCAGAGGUUAACCUGAAUGAACGCAAUACGUACACUUAUCAAAGUUUAUGUUUCUUACCAUUUCAAUCUUCAUUCAAAACUUGAUAUCAAUGAAGUAUUAACCUAAUAUUCAAAUUCUAUUUCCAGGCGAAUUGAACUUCGAGAACCACAGGCAAUGGCAGCAUAAUAGCGUCACAUCCUGCCUCGAAAGAAUCGGUAAAUUGUCCUGCUCUAUGCAAUGACAGAUAAAGGUAUGGAACGCGGUCAAUACUUUCCAUGCUUUGUUGUCAGUAGAUCCAAGUAUAUGCCAUCAUUCCCACCUGCAAGAAUUCAGCACCAGUGUGCUUCAUAUUCAAACAUUUCUUUUAUGCUUGUGGUAACAUUUCACAUUUUUACAUGCUCCGCAUCUACUCUACCUGUACCUACGAGGUUAUCUACACAAUAAAUGGGAUUUGACCAUGGCUACGGAGCGGACAUAGAGUUGCUGCACAGAAGAUCCCGAAACUCUAUGAUAUCAAGAGCACAAGGACCAUCACUGGAUUGCGAGAUGAAUAUAAGUAUAGAGGAUGUGAGCGUCAAGAGCUCGACACGAUGAGAGCAUCUUUAUAUAUAUAUAUAUAUCGAGAACAACUACAAUUCCUAAGAAAACAUAUAUCAAUUCACCAAUAUUUUAUAUCUACUUACUCAAAUAUCUCAUCGUUCAUGGUCACAGUAUUUUCUCGAAGUUAUUCUGCCGCCAAGAAUGAUGAUAUAGUUGAAACUUUUGUCGGAGCCUAUUCCAUGGUACACAGUACCCAAUGAGGAGACCAUCACUGGACU